UUUCCGUCGGGCUGUACGGCAAACUCCAUUUCCUGCCAUAUAAAUCUGAGCAGUGCGCAUGCUCCCUCCUUUCCGGCUCCGGUUCCACAGCAAGCUGCAGAGAUGUUGAUGCCCAAGAAGAACCGCAUUGCUAUCUAUGAGCUCCUCUUCAAGGAGGGCGUCAUGGUGGCAAAGAAGGAUGUGCACUUGGCCAAGCACCCCGAGCUGGCAGACAAGAACGUGCCCAACCUGCACGUAAUGAAGGCCAUGCAGUCUCUGAAAUCCACCGGCUACGUCAAGGAGCAGUUUGCCUGGCGCCACUUUUACUGGUACCUGACCAAUGAGGGCAUCCAGUACCUGCGUGACUUCCUGCACCUGCCCCCUGAAAUCGUGCCCGCUACCCUCCGGCGCCAGACUCGCCCUGAGACAGCCAGGCCCAGGCCUAAAGGUCUGGAGGGAGAGCGCCCAGCUCGUCUGGCCCGUGGAGAGGCAGACAGAGACACAUACAGACGCUCUGCAGCUCCACCUGGUGCUGAUAAGAAGGCAGAGGCUGGUGCUGGAGCAGCAACCGAAUUCCAGUUCAGAGGCGGGUUUGGACGUGGCCGUGGACAGCCGCCUCAGUAAAUUCUCUCUCGCAUUCUGUACAAUAAAGUUUGAAUAAAAAACA
Molecule: messenger RNA, 646 nt
Organism: Polyodon spathula (Mississippi paddlefish)
Lineage: Eukaryota; Metazoa; Chordata; Actinopteri; Acipenseriformes; Polyodontidae
Product: 40S ribosomal protein S10
Exons: 6
Coding region: 103-603 (166 amino acids)
Cellular component (GO): cytosolic small ribosomal subunit
Molecular function (GO): structural constituent of ribosome; RNA binding
Source: RefSeq, a predicted model, not a curated record